AUGCGGCAUCACUCCAUUUUAUACUCCGAGCUAAUUACAAAAGACUUCAGCUUUGCUUCUGUGCGACGUCGUUUGGCCAAAGAACCGUUUGACAGAGCCAACAGCCGCCAAAACCAGACCAGAAUUCGAGUCUCAAUGGAGAAAGGUGGGUUAGACUCUGCUGGCCGAGAAUUCAAGAACGCAGAGGAGAUGUGGAGAGAACAGGUCGGAGAAGACCAGAGCAAGAAGACUGAAUGGUACCGUCAAGGCAUUGGCUACUGGGAAGGUGUGGAGGCCUCGGCGAAUGGAGUGUUGGGAGGAUAUGGACAUGUCAAUGAGCCUGACAUAAUGGGCAGUGAAGCUUUUCUUAAUACGCUUCUCUCUGAGCGUUUUCCUGAUGCUGCUAAUAGCCAACGCCACCUAGUUGUUCUUGAUUGUGGUUCUGGCAUUGGGAGAGUCACAAAAAAUCUUCUCAUAAGAUACUUCAAUGAGGUUGAUCUUCUUGAGCCUGUAUCACAUUUCUUGGAAACUGCUCGUGAAAGUUUGGCUCCUGAAAAUCAUAUGGCCUCUGAUAUGCACAAAGCCACUAAUUUUUUAUGCGUGCCUCUUCAGGAAUUCACACCAGAAGCAGGAAGGUAUGAUAUUAUAUGGGUUCAGUGGUGUAUUGGGCAUCUGACAGAUGAUGACUUCGUGUCAUUCUUUAAAAGGGCAAAGGUUGGAUUAAAACCUGGUGGUCUUUUUGUCCUGAAGGAAAAUAUUGCAAGAACCGGAUUCGUGUUAGACACAGAAGAUCGGAGCAUCACCAGGUCCGAUUUGUACUUUAAGGAGCUCUUUUGCCAGUGUGGACUUCAUAUUUACAAAUCUAAGGAUCAAAAGGGAUUGCCUGAGGAGUUAUUCGCUGUGAAAAUGUAUGCAUUAACUGCUGACUUGCCAAAGAAGGCCCAUCGGACCAAAUCUAAAGUGCAAGCCAAUAGACCCGGUGUCAUCAAGUGA
Molecule: messenger RNA, 972 nt
Organism: Prunus armeniaca (apricot)
Lineage: Eukaryota; Viridiplantae; Streptophyta; Magnoliopsida; Rosales; Rosaceae
Source: the annotation of a GenBank genome assembly